Protopolystoma xenopodis is the source of this 762-nucleotide messenger RNA. NCBI's taxonomy places the organism in Eukaryota, Metazoa, Platyhelminthes, Monogenea, Polystomatidea, Polystomatidae. The record is from the annotation of a GenBank genome assembly.
AUGGGCGUGAUUUGCGUGAUGCUGCGCAAUGGUGGAGGCAGUGUCGCGGCAGAAACUUGCUGUUGCUGCUGUUGUCGCCUGGGUCGGCAGGGUGUAGAUGUGAAUGGUCCCGGGGAUCGACCUCGCAACAUGUCCUGUCACAUGGGACUGAGCGGACACACUUGUCUGAGCGGGACCAGCAGUGAUCAUGUGCUCUAUGGUCCUAACUCGGGCCUGAAAAACGGUGGCUCACUUUCACUGGGUCCGCAAGCACCAACCACUCAGCUCUGCCUAACAGGUGCAACCCAACCCGGUAUCGGAGUUUGUCCAUCAGCUCAGCUCCCGGCCAGCUUAAUGGAGACGUCAACCAGUCGGCUUGGCAACGGAGGCUCACGAGUAAUCACCACGGCCACAAACUCCGCUCUGGCAUCUUCUAAACUGCUCUGUAAAAUCGGCCUGCCGAGUUACCAUGCAAUGGCUGGUGAGUGUUUUGAUACUGCAGGAGCAGCAAUCGGGAGCAGAGCCAACCUAGGAGCUGGCGGUGGUUAUGGCGGUGGAUCAGCAGAGACAACCGGUGAUCUGGUCCUGUUCGAAAGCAUAAUAGGCACCACUUUGAAGAAUGCCGAGGCAGAAGCGAGUACAUGCUUUUCUCCGAAACCAGGGAUACUCGAGAGAAACGGAGGAACCAGGCUGGCCGGAGGGUUAGUGACAAGUCUUUCCUGCGGCAAACGAAGGCAGUUGACCGGAAAAACUGUUGACGACCAGGCCAGGCUAACCCAGUAA